GUGGCCCACCAGCUGAUUUGUGUGAAGAAAGGGCAGGCGCCUUACCAGGCUUCUCUUGCGGAGCUCGUGGAGACUUAUUUAGGCACCACGGUGAAGGGUUUGGAGUCUGGGCGCGCUGCAUUGAAUUUGGAUUUUUGUGGUUUUGCAAAACGCCCUUUGGCGUUUUGUCUUUUGAAAUAUGCAGCUUUGGGGGUUUUCUAUUUGCCGCGGCUGGCCCUCGCAAUGUCUUGCCAAAUCAGCCCUGAGGAGGUGAUAAAGGCGAGCGAAGAAUUCGUGCUGUACAGACACCUCAACGAGGCCUUUCCAAACCCUAAAGAGAUGAAUAAAAAAGGGACAGUCCUAGAAGGAGUGGUUGUUGUGCGAAAUCCGGAAAAGAUAAUUUUCAAGUUGAACUCAGAUGUCACUGGGAUUGUCUGUACACCAGCAGCACUCAAGAGGUUUCAAGAUGUCCAAUACG
Molecule: messenger RNA, 457 nt
Organism: Eimeria tenella
Lineage: Eukaryota; Apicomplexa; Conoidasida; Eucoccidiorida; Eimeriidae
Product: 3'-5' exonuclease domain containing protein, related
Exons: 4
Molecular function (GO): nucleic acid binding
Source: RefSeq, a predicted model, not a curated record